AUGUCUAAUCCAAUAUUUCGAAUUCAAAAAGCAUCAAAAAAGAGCAACCUCACAAAUGAUCCACCCUAUUUUUUAUCAAUCAUAUGGGGUAAAUUAACCAUCACAAAAUUAUACAACGAAGGUGAACAACUUUGGUCACUCUUACCAGCAUCAACACCAGACCAAACAGGCGGAUUUUGGAUAAUAAAUACCAACACAAAUCUUGCGUUGAAAUACAAUUUAGACACUGGCGAGGUGUUUCCCGCGCCACUGGAUAAAAAAGAAAUGUCAUUCGUUUGGUCAGUUAAUUAUCUUCAAGUAUGGAGAAACCAAAUCGACUAUUCAUUCUCGCCAAUUAGACACCCUGAUCGACGGAUGACUGCUGAGGUGGUUGAAGUACCGACCACUAGUAAUAGCACCAUUUACGAUGUUAUGUAUAUUCGUCUUGUUGGUGAUGCUGGAUCACCAGCCAAUCAAGCUUGGGAUCUUAAGCCUGAUGUUACGUCUUCGUUAAAUCCGGAAAAACCAUUUAUUAAUUCUUCACUUCAUGUUGUAGGAGCAUAUUAA
Molecule: messenger RNA, 546 nt
Organism: Ambispora leptoticha
Lineage: Eukaryota; Fungi; Glomeromycota; Glomeromycetes; Archaeosporales; Ambisporaceae
Source: the annotation of a GenBank genome assembly